AGGAGACAGCAAGACUGUAGGGGUCCUAGAGAAAGAGAGCGCAGGCUGGAGCAUCAGCCAUGGAUGCAGGGGGAGCGUUGGAGAAUAUCACAGAGCUCCUGGGGGAGUUGGCCCUUUGGAAGGAAAUAGGAAGGAAACAGGAGAUCCUGCUUGUAGUUGGAGAGAUUGCUGUUAGAGAGAGGAAGGCAGUCAUACCUGUGGAGCAGACCUCCGAGGUGGUCUCAUCCAACCCCCUCACUUUAACAAGGAAACUGAGGUCCAGGGAGAUUACCCACAAUUACGUAGAGUUACCUGAGAACUGGACAGACACAAGGGAGACCCUGCUGGAGGGGAUGCUGUUCAACCUCAAAUACCUGGGCAUGACCCUGGUGGAGCAGCCGAAAGGCGAGGAACUCUCAGCGGCCGCCGUGAAGCGCAUCGUGGCCACGGCCAAAGCUAGUGGGAAGAAGCUCCGGAAAGUGACCCUCAAAGUGUCCCCGAGGGGCAUCAUCUUACACGACAGCGGGACCAGUGAGCUGAUUGAGAACGUUUCCAUCUACAGGAUCUCCUACUGCACCGCAGACAAGAUGCAUGACAAGGUCUUUGCGUACAUCGCCCAGAACCAGCAGAGCGAGAGUCUGGAGUGCCACGCUUUUCUCUGCUCCAAGCGGAAAAUGGCACAGGCAGUGACCCUCACAGUGGCCCAGGCCUUCAAAGUCGCCUUUGAGCUUUGGCAGGUGUCCAGGGAAGAGAAAGAGAAACGAGAGAAAGCAAGCUUAGAAGAGGUCGCCUGUGGCGCUCGGCGGGACGCUUCCCCUUCUCUGAAGGGCCCGAUCACCACUGGAAACCUGCUGGACCUGGAGGAAACCGCCAAGGCACCCCUGUCCACCGUGAGUGCCAAUGCCACCAACUUGGAUGAGGUGGGGAGGCCCGAGCCCCUGGCCAAUAACAACGUGGUCUGGGAGCUAGAUGACGGUCUUGAUGAAGCCUUCUCAAGGCUGGCCCAGUCACGGACGAAUCCGCAGGUCCUGGACAUUGGGCUGACGGCCCAGGACAUCCAGUACGCUCAGUGCCUCUCCCCAGUGGACUGGGACAAACCGGACUUGGGGGCCCCGGAACAGGACGACCUCUUCGGCUUCUGAGCGUCCUCGGCCCGGCCCGUGAGGCCAGCAACCACUACGCAAAGGGACCAGAGUCGUGCUCAGGGCAAGGGGAGGAGCGGGUCCCCUCGUCCUCAGGACAUCGGCAGCCCCCGCGGCCCGGCAGCCACUAGACCAAAGCUUUAUUAAUGCAGCAUUUUUUUAUCCUGCUUUUUUUCCUUGACAAACGAUAGGAUGCUUCGAGCCUAUUUAUUCAGUGGACUCUUGGUCAGACACAAGUGUUGUUGAGAGUCUCCCGUGGGGUAGCGUGUCCAGUAUUAUGCCCAGCCUCGGGGCUCCUCUCCGGGGGAGGCCAGCUUUUCUUUGACCUCUUCUCUUUCUACACAAGCAGGGCUGCUCGGUUUCAACUCGUUCCUUCCCCAAAGAGCUGCCUGGGGGUCUCCUCCUGUUCUUCUAUGGGGAGGAGGGGCCAAGGAGGGAGGGUGGGAGCCCUGCAGCCCAGGUGAGCGGCCUCUCCUCCCCACAGAGCGGCCCAGGCGUGAGCUGCCUCCGGGAGCCUCUCUCGUCCAAAGACUCAACAGCUUUGCACUUUAAGAAACGAACCCAAAGCCAGGUCUGAAGCUGGCGAAAGGAAGGUGCUGAGUCUGUAGAUAGCUUUUAGCCUUCAUCCUCAGGGUGGGUUAGGGUUUAGACCCCUUGUGGCAGCUAACCCAGAACUGAGAAAGUGUAGUGUGGUGGGUGGAGCUGGCGCCAGGGAAAGCAGCCCUGCCACGCACUCUUCAGGCUCUUGAGCCAAGCCCUUUCCCCCCCGCUGGGCCUCAGUUUCCCCAUUCAGCAAAGGGGGAGAGGGUUGGACUUCCAACUCCAGCAUCCUGUGAUUCUGCCUUAUUAAAAGUUAACUGACCUCUGACCUCUGUCAUGCCAUCCCACCACAUUGAUGAGAUUUGUCCUGUGACUGGCCAUGGACUUGUCUUCUGCCUGACUCUUCCCUGCUCCCGCUGUGGGUGAGAGAAGCAGCCCUUUCUUCUGAAUUUUGGGAGCCCCGGGUCCCUUUUCUCUCAGUUCUCUGUGGCAGGGAGGUCACCGGUAAGAAAUUGGUUUCAUCGGCGUUGGCCAGGUCCUCCCUCUUCUCUCUGUCCCCCCAGUAAAAGAGCACACCGGGUUUGGGCCUUGGUUUUCUGCCGGACCGUGCCUGGUGCCCAGCCCCGGAAGCCCCUGGGCCCUGCUCCUUCACCUUAGACGUGAGCACUCCUGGCAGCGUGUGAGCCCUGCUGAGACCCACUGGUGGAGGAGGUGGCUGAGGGGCCUUGUUCGGACCUGCUUGGUUGAAACAGGUUUAUGAAACUUG
This is a messenger RNA of Phascolarctos cinereus (koala), 2427 nucleotides long. RefSeq names its product low density lipoprotein receptor adaptor protein 1 (gene LDLRAP1). NCBI's taxonomy places the organism in Eukaryota, Metazoa, Chordata, Mammalia, Diprotodontia, Phascolarctidae. The record is from RefSeq and is a predicted model, not a curated record. Gene Ontology annotation, cellular component: early endosome.